Messenger RNA from Halteromyces radiatus, 1976 nucleotides. RefSeq lists its product as uncharacterized. The coding region runs from base 14 to 1942 and encodes 642 amino acids. The record is from RefSeq and is a predicted model, not a curated record. Gene Ontology annotation, molecular function: RNA binding; tRNA dihydrouridine synthase activity; flavin adenine dinucleotide binding. Gene Ontology annotation, biological process: tRNA processing. The transcript is spliced from 19 exons. Lineage: Eukaryota; Fungi; Mucoromycota; Mucoromycetes; Mucorales; Cunninghamellaceae.
AAUUAAUAAUAUUAUGGAAACCAAAACAAUCGAAAGAAAACCAGGAACAGCACCCAUUAAGAACGAAUUCCGAAAAGAACGUUGGUUCGAGGAAGAAGGUACUGAAGCUGAGGAUGGAAGCCGUGGGGUAUUUGGAGAUGACGAUGCUGCUGAAGGGGAAAAGUUUAGCAAAAAGGAUAAAAAGUGCCGUAAUGAACGAGGUGCAAACAAGGGCAAUCGUGGUAAGAAACGGAUUGAAGAAGGUAUCAAGAUUUGUACUUCUAUUGCUCGUAGUGAACCCUGUACCUUUGGUGAAAGUUGUCGAUUUUCUCACGAUUUGGAAGCCUAUUUAAAAGAAAAACCUGCUGAUUUGGGAACUCGAUGUGUUCAAUUUGAAUUAUUUGGAAAAUGUCAACGUGGAUACAAAUGUCGAUAUUUGAAUGCUCACAUAGAUGAAAACAAUAAAUUGAUAUUCAAUGAAGAGUUAAUCAAGAAAAACCCAAUAUACACCAAGAAUGGAAUCAGCGCUGAAAGUCAAAAAUUAUUAACCAAAAGACUUUAUAAUUUCCCCAAAUCAGACGAAUAUCUCAAGGAAGUACAAGCAGAAAACAAGUUGGUAGAAGAUAUGAAGGCUGAAAAUGGGAAACGCAAAAGGGAAGGUUUACCAUCUCAAUCAUUAGAAGAAUAUAAGGAGGCCACAAAGAAAGAAAAGUUGGAGAACGGUGAUGCCAAACCAGUGGAAUACUCAGAUACCGAACAAGACCAAAUAUUACUGGAUGAUCUCAACACAGCACAACAAGUAAAAAAAGAGGACAUUGACAGUGAUCUUCCUCCUGUGGAUAUGAAUGUGAAAGCAGAAGAUAUCAAACCCAUAGGACCCAUUGAUACUGGAUACAAGAAGUUAAUCGAUUUUAGCAACAAAACCUAUUUGGCUCCCUUGACAACGGUUGGUAAUCUUCCUUUCCGACGUAUUUGUAAAGGUUUUGGUGUGGAUAUCACUUGUGGUGAAAUGGCAAUGGCAGCGAAUUUACUCCAAGGUCAACAAUCAGAAUGGGCAUUGACAAAACGUCAUGUGUCUGAAGAUAUUUUCGGUGUACAGAUUUGUGGCUCCAAAGUAGAACAAGUAGUGAAAGCAUGUGAAGCCAUCAACAAUGAAGUGGAUGUGGAUUUCGUUGAUUUGAAUAUGGGUUGUCCUAUUGAUCUUGUUUUCAACAAUGGCGGUGGAUCUGCUUUGAUUGAUUCUAGAGGCAAACUUUCAAAAAUGCUCAAGGGUAUGCAGCAGGUCAUGGAUAUCCCUGUCACUGUCAAAUUUAGAAUGGGCAUCAAGGAAAAUCAUCCUACUGCUGACAAAUUGAUUCCUCGCUUUGAGGCAUUGAACAUACCACUAGGAACCAUUCAUGGUCGAUCUCGUACACAACGUUAUAGUCGACUGGCGGAUUGGAAUUAUAUUGCAGACUUGAAAAAGCAAACGAACACAAUGAAACUCUAUGGUAAUGGUGAUGUGCUUAGUUUUGAAGAUUAUAAUCGUCACAAGGAAGAAGCAGGAAUUGAUGGAGUGAUGAUUGGAAGAGGUGCCUUGAUCAAACCAUGGCUCUUUGAAGAAAUCAAAACACAACGACAUUGGGAUAUUUCUUCUCGUGAACGAUUUGAUAUGUUAAAAAAGUUCUGUGACUUUGGUUUGGAACAUUGGGGCUCUGAUAGUCAGGGUGUCAAUACCACUAGACGAUUCCUUUGUGAAUGGCAAUCCUUUUUAUAUCGAUACAUCCCUAUUGGUCUGUUAGAAGUCUAUCCUCAAAAAAUCAAUCAACGUGCUCCUCCAUACUUUGGUCGUGAUGAACUGGAAACAUUGAUGGCUAGUCCUAAAGCAGCUGAUUGGGUCAAAUUGACUGAACGUAUCCUAGGUCCUGCGCCAGAAGAUUUUAACUUUAUGCCCAAGCACAAAGCCAAUUCUUUCGAGGGUUAAACGGGGCCUAACCAAAUAGUAUAUGUAUUUUUCA